Melampsora larici-populina 98AG31 is the source of this 465-nucleotide messenger RNA. RefSeq lists its product as uncharacterized. The transcript has 2 exons. The record is from RefSeq and is a predicted model, not a curated record. Gene Ontology annotation, cellular component: P granule; cytosol. Bases 1 to 465 code for a protein of 154 amino acids. NCBI's taxonomy places the organism in Eukaryota, Fungi, Basidiomycota, Pucciniomycetes, Pucciniales, Melampsoraceae. Gene Ontology annotation, biological process: regulatory ncRNA-mediated post-transcriptional gene silencing.
AUGUUUUUGCUUGCUUUUUCCUUUAGUCGGGUAGUGAUUGUGAGUACGGUAAGAUCACAUCAUAAAAAACAUAUUGAAGAUGAUAGAAGAAGAGAUAGAGGAUUGAUCUUUGAAGCUCAAAGGUUUAAUGUCACUCUUACUAGACCUAAAGAGCUAUUAAUUGUAGUUGGUAAUGCUGAAACAUUAACGGUUGAUCCAUAUUGGAGAAGUUUUUAUCAUUUUACUAGAAGAAUGGGUGUUUAUGAAGGAGCUCCAGUCUUAGGAUUAGGAGAGUCGGUAGCUGAUGUAUCUGUUUUAGAAGAAAGAUUUCAUCGAAAUAGUUAUGAAUCUUUUGAAGAAAAACUUAAUCAUGGUGAUCAAUUGAUAGGAUUAGAUGAAGAUGAGAAUGGGAUCGAAUCAUUUGAUGUUGAUGGUAGGAUCUUGGUAGGAUCUGUGGCUAGAUUGGCUUUAGAAGAUUCAGGAUGA